This is a messenger RNA of Symsagittifera roscoffensis, 2504 nucleotides long. RefSeq names its product F-box and leucine-rich repeat protein 13-like. Gene Ontology annotation, molecular function: protein binding. Gene Ontology annotation, cellular component: SCF ubiquitin ligase complex. The transcript is spliced from 11 exons. Lineage: Eukaryota; Metazoa; Xenacoelomorpha; Acoela; Convolutidae. Gene Ontology annotation, biological process: SCF-dependent proteasomal ubiquitin-dependent protein catabolic process. The record is from RefSeq and is a predicted model, not a curated record. The coding region runs from base 497 to 2398 and encodes 633 amino acids.
GAUUUUAAGUUUUUUUUUGGGCGGGUGCGAUAAUUGAAAAAAGUUGGCUCUCCUUUUUGGCUCUGUGUUGAUUUCGCAAGUCUUAAAUUGAUUGUGCUUGAGGUUAAACUAUGCUUGCCAACAAAAGUAAUAUGGAUUUAUUUGAACUUGAAACUAUAUUCUGAUGUGUCGAAUUUGAUGUUUUUUGACCUUUCACAUUGGAUCAGAUUUACUUCAAUCUGUUUUGUUUUAUUUGUACCAAGAAUUUCAUUUUCCCUCCUUAAAUAGCUUUUUGUUACUACAUAGAUCAAUAUAGAUCAACAAAAGUGUUCAAACCGAUUUUAACCAAUGAUUUUACCAAAUGUUAUGUCCUUUCAGUUUAUGGCUUGAAGGCUGCACAAAAAACGUCAUUACUGGUUUUGUAAUUUGAUCACAGCAGUGUUAUGCUUCAUUUAACAUUGGUUGGUUUCCGUUGGUCUGAGAAUAGUUUGAUGGAUUACGACUGAAAUUCAAAAUUAUGGAUCAAUCUUCACAUGGUGGUCACGUGCCUAGUCUAUCUUGGUCCUCGGCGCCUGAGGAGAUAGUUGUUCAGGUGUUCCUGCACCUGUCCCCGGCCGAGAGGGGUCUGGCUAGACAAGUGUGCAAGAGAUGGGACAUAGCCAGUUCACACCCAGCUGUGUUGCGCAACUCAGUCCUGAAACUGGUCGGCUCAUUCGGGGGACUCUCUUUGAAGUAUCUCACAUGGAACGAACGCAUCAGACAUCUGCACGUGGUAAAUGUAGACAACAGUCAGUGGGGCAUGCAGCUGAGUGGGUUGAGAGAGGGAGAUGGUCAUUACAUGAGACAGCUGGUGUUGGAGAACUGUCCAAUCACAUUCGCCACUUUCCUCUCCAUAGUCCAAAUAUUCUCCCAGCUGGAGUCACUCACCAUUAAUGGCUGCAACACUCUCUUCAUGACUGGACAGUUGACUUCCUCGGACGAGCAUCUGAUGUCGACUCUGACUUGCAACUGGAGUAGGAUGAGGACCGUGGAGGUUGUGAAUGUGUCAUACCUCAAUGACGACAACUUCUCCGCCCUCUUUAACACUGCAGGUGUAUCAACUCUGGGCCGUAUCUCGUUGAGGAGUAUCAAACUGGCCUAUCACUUGGAAAACAUGACUAAAGGGAGUCUUCUCUGCUUCUCCUCUUUGAAGAACUUCAUCACAAAUAGAAGAGAGCUACUUACUGAUUUGACCCUCGACUUCUCAAAUGUCACAGACACUAUGCUAGUUGACCUCUCCCAAAUAGACUCUCUUAACCUCCUUCGUCUGUCACUGUUCGCAUGCAGAGAUGUAACUGACAAGGGAGUUAUUCAACUAGUCAAGACUCAAACCGCCCUGGAGAAGAUCAACAUCUCACAGCUCAAGGAAAUCACUGCCAAGGUUCUGGUGACCUUGGAGGAGAAUUGCAAGCACCUGUCUAUUCUACUGAUGAGCAAGUGCAACUCAGUGGUGGGCAGGAAGAGUGUGCCCUCUCUCAACUCACUCCCAAUCACACACCUGAACCUGUCAGAGUGUCACAGGAUAGACUCGAAGGAUCUCCUUGAUCUAUGUGCUACACCACCAGGGUUACCUCAUCUGGAAACUCUGGAAAUCGAGAACUUCGGGGUCAUUUCAGACCAGAUAUUUCCACUCCUCUGCACUUUCUCUCCCAAACUCCAGACUCUCAAUAUGUGCACAGUGCCAUCUAUUAACAUAGAAUCCAUGGUGUCAAUCUACACUUAUCUCACGGAACUGAGAGUUCUGAAGAUCGCAUGGACGAAUUCGAUCACAGAUGAUCUUCUGCUGGGUGCGAACAACAACGGAGAGGGAGGGGACCAAGUGGAUUCGGAUGUGAUCAAGUGCAGCUGUGACUUCACGUUGGGACUCCAAAAACAACAAGAGAAAGGUGCAUAUUCGUGUCCGCUCUACAACACUACAAACAUUUCACGCCUGACUAAACUGGAACAGCUGGACUUGUUCUCCUGUAGUAACAUCUCAGACUUAUCCAUCAUCCACACAUUCCGUCUGCCCAAUCUCAAACAACUCAACCUCUCCAUGUGUACACACAUAACAGACGCUUCAGUUGAGGUAUUAUGCAUGCACUGCAAAUCGAUCGAAAGGCUGAACCUAAGCUACACGCCAGUUACGGACGACGGAGUCAAACUCAUUUCGAAAUAUCUCAAGAUUUUAAGAGCCCUCAUCCUGACAAAUUGCAUGGCCAUUACAGACAGUGCAGUUGGUUAUCUAGAAGCGUAUGCUUAUCAAUUGACUGAAUUGGACGUGAGUCUGUGCCCUGGAAUUACAAUAGAGCAGAUUAAUCAUUUCCAACACAAUGUUACGACCGUGCAUUCAAUCAAGAGUCGAUUCAUAUCAUCGGGAAACUUUCUUGACACUGAUUGAAAAAUACUGAAGGUCUAAAUAAUAUAAUGUAAAUUGGAAUAGAUGUAGUUUAGUUUGCGUGCGUUAAUAUUGAAAAAAAAUUGAAUUCAAUAUUUUUGAUUGACAA